Messenger RNA from Saccostrea cuccullata (small rock oyster), 1959 nucleotides. RefSeq names its product copine-3-like. Gene Ontology annotation, cellular component: plasma membrane. The coding region runs from base 8 to 1831 and encodes 607 amino acids. The record is from RefSeq and is a predicted model, not a curated record. The transcript has 16 exons. Gene Ontology annotation, biological process: cellular response to calcium ion. Lineage: Eukaryota; Metazoa; Mollusca; Bivalvia; Ostreida; Ostreidae. Gene Ontology annotation, molecular function: calcium-dependent phospholipid binding.
AUCAAAUAUGUCAACGGUGUUGAACACAGGACUAGGGCACAUGGCCGGAAGUAAGAUAGAAAUUAUGAUCAGCUGCACCAACUUGGCGGAUCUAGACGAUUUCACGAAAUCUGAUCCGAUGUGUGUUUUGUUUGUCCGACAGUUUGGACAGUGGAAAGAGUACGAGAGGACCGAAGCCAUCAGGAACACACUCAAUCCGCAGUUCGUCAAAAGCUUCAUUUUGGAGUUUGAACCUGGUCUCACACAACAAUUAAUGUUUUCAGUGUAUGACAUUGAUAGCAGAUCCCAGGAUCUUAAGCAUCACGACUACGUAGGAUCUGUAGAAGACAAUCUUCUUAAUCUAAUAGAUGAAAACAAUCUGAUCAAAACCACCAACAAAAACCUUCGUGUUCCCGGGCAUGCCAAAAGUCGGGGGUUAAUCAGUAUAACUACAGAGGUUGUCAAGGAAUCGCGGAAUAAAGUGUCCAUUCAUGCUGGAGGUCACAAACUUGACAAAAAAGGGGUUCUGUCAUUAAAUAAGCCAGACACAUAUUUCCAAAUAUCGCGAUGUAUCGAUGGUACCACAGGCUCAACCUAUCAACCGGUGUAUCGGACAGAAAUCGUCCACAAGUCAACCAAACCAAGAUGGCGACCGUUUGAGAUUAAUCUUCAACCUUUGUGCAAUAGUGACAUGGAUAGAGGAAUCCAGUUCUCCGUGUGGCAUUUCAGUGGCAAUGAUUACCACCUGGUAGGACGCAACAACACAACUCUCCGAGAGAUGAGCCAGAGGGAGGGGAAUGGAAGUUUUAUGGAGGUUUACUUAUCAAGUCCGAAAAAAGAAACAAAGAACAAAAAGAACACUUUAGCUGGAACCUUACGCUUCUUCCGGUUCAAAAUAGACAUGCAAUACUCACUGUUUGACUUCAUCAGAGGGGGACUUCAGCUACAACCCGUAGUGGCAAUAGAUUUUACUGCUUCAAAUGGUGCAAUAGAAGAAGAUUUAUCUCUACACAGUCUCAGCAAUACAAGGGAAAAUCAAUACAUGGAUGCAAUGGACACACUAGGUGCAAUGAUAUGUCAGUAUAAUAUAGAGCAACAAAUUGCCCUGUUUGGAUUCGGUGCAAACUGGAAAAAUAAGCAGAAAGUCUCUCACUGCUUCCCUCUUUGUGAAGAUGUAUUUGUGAAAGGAAUAAAGAAUGCCAUCAGCCAGUAUGAGGGGGCUCUACCAUUACUCCAUUUUUCUGGUCCGACUCAGCUGGCUCCGAUGUUGGAGAAGGCAGCGUCUUUAGCAGAAUCUCAGAAUAUGUCUCAGAACAAGCAGGUCUAUACCGUCUUAAUGGUCAUCACUGAUGGCGUCAUUAACGAUAUCAAACGAACCUUAAGAAAAUUGAUUGCCAUCAGUCAUCUCCCCUUGUCUGUAAUUUUUAUUGGUGUUGGACCUGCAGAUUUUAGCCUCAUGGAACAGUUCCAUAUAAAUACAGACACCCCUCUACAGAAUAAGAAGACAGGGGAAGUGGCAGUACGAACAAACACGUACUUUGUUGCUUUUCAUAAAGAAAAUAUCAACACUGGAGGCAAUGCAGCGCUGGCUAAAGAAGCGAUGGCAGCUCUAUCUACACAGAUCAUCCAAUACAUGAAGAAAAACAACCUGACUCCAAAUAAACCCAAACUGAUACGCAACGAAAUAAUGGACUGCUUCACAGACGAUCAGCCCAAACUUUUACCCAAAUCAAUGUCAAAGGCCAGCUUAAUAUCGGUCAAAACAACAGGUCCAGCAUGCCCUACCUGUGGUGCUCAGAUUGAACCAGGAACACAGAUUUACAGUGACAUUUUAAACACAAGUGUCACAUGACAAGAAACCAUCCCUUAAACUAUUUAUAAACUUAUUUUUUGCAACGAAUAGCCCAAAGCUUCAUCUGCAAUGUAUACUGCUGAGAAGCUAAUGGUUUUGAAUUGUGUCAGAAUCUCAGUAAUAACCAU